AUAAUAAAUAAAUAAAGUUUAUUAAUUGUGUGAAAAAAUGAGUGAAACGAGUGAUGAAUAUGCAGUUGUGGUGCGAAAUGUUUGCUUCAGUUAUGGGUCAACACAUCCGGUGUUAACACAACUCAAGACUCGAAUACCAAAAGGACAAAUCUAUGCGUUGUUGGGCUCUAACGGCUCGGGAAAGACCACUCUAUUGAAGAUAAUAUGCGGUCGACUCACACCCCGUUCCGGUCGGGUAGAGGUGUUUGGAUGUAAACCGGGACCCAAUCACCCGGAUAUUCCCGGACCGGGUGUCGGAUAUAUGCCUCAAGAAAUAGCUUUGUUUGAAAACUUUUCAAUCAAACAAAUCCUC
Molecule: messenger RNA, 352 nt
Organism: Oppiella nova
Lineage: Eukaryota; Metazoa; Arthropoda; Arachnida; Sarcoptiformes; Oppiidae
Source: the annotation of a GenBank genome assembly